CGUCAUUUUAUUUGUUAAUUUGCGUGCUAAAGCAUAAGUGCUGUUUUGAUAUUCUGUUCGUUUUUGUGAAAUUCAAUUUAUUUGUAAAAGUUUUUAAACAAAAGAGCACAAUAAUAUGCCAGGAACUACGCAGAAAUAUCGCAAUUUUGUUGCUGAACCAAUGGGUGAAAAGGCUGUAACUGAAUUGGCGGGCAUUGGUGAAACCCUUGGUAAACGCCUUACGGAUGCAGGAUUUGACAAGGCUUACGUUGUUCUUGGGCAAUACUUGGUAUUAAAGAAGGAUGAGGAGCUAUUCAAGGAAUGGAUGAAAGAGACAUGCAAUGCCAGCUCUAAGCAGGCUAAAGAUUGUUACAGCUGUCUCAACGAUUGGUGCGAAGAAUUCUUAUAAAUAUCCUAGAAACAAUGCACAAUAGACAAAGCGAAGAACUUGACAUAUUUUACUAUUAUUUUGCUGGUUAACAUUUCAUUAUUUUUCUAUUUUUCAUACUUUUAUAAUUUAAAGAGUCUGUAUUUAAAAUUUCCAUAAUCGUAUAUUUUUAGUUAUGACACAAAUAUGGGUAGGGAAGUUAAUGUAGCAAUUUAUGAUUUUUUUAAAUAUCUUUCUUCGUUUUUGUCUUAAAUAAAUAUAAGAACAAAUAUAACAAUUUUAAUAGUAUUUAGUUUGUACUUUUGCUUCG
Molecule: messenger RNA, 677 nt
Organism: Teleopsis dalmanni
Lineage: Eukaryota; Metazoa; Arthropoda; Insecta; Diptera; Diopsidae
Gene: baf
Product: barrier-to-autointegration factor
Exons: 2
Coding region: 116-388 (90 amino acids)
Molecular function (GO): DNA binding
Source: RefSeq, a predicted model, not a curated record